CAGUCUCGCGACCCGUGUUGGCGGGCAAAGUCGCUCGUCUAUAAAAGCGCGGGAAUCUUGUGGUGUUUUUUAAUUCGAUUAAGUGAAGUUACGAAAAAGAUUUUAAAAUGUCUCCAAAGAAAGCAGCGGAGGAUGGCGAUAAAGAAGCUCUGAAAAUGGAACCGCCAACUGACGAAGGUGACAAAGAUGGGGGUGCUUUGGAGGCUAAAAUGUCACUCCUUAAUGGCAUCACUGUCAUCGUAGGUUCCAUUAUAGGCAGUGGCAUUUUUGUGUCCCCCACUGGAGUAUUAAAACACACAGGAUCUGUCAAUGCUAGUCUCCUUGUAUGGAUUGCAUCUGGAAUCUUCAGUAUGAUUGGUGCAUACUGCUACGCGGAGCUCGGUACAAUGAUAAAGCUGAGCGGUGCCGACUACGCGUAUAUUAUGGAGACGUUUGGGCCCUUCGCCGCCUUCAUCCGGCUCUGGAUAGAGUGUAUGAUAGUCCGGCCUUGUUCACAGGCAAUAGUGGCACUGACAUUCAGUGUGUACGUCUUAAAGCCGAUAUUCCCAGAGUGCGACCCACCUGAGGACGCCACCAGGUUGUUGGCGGCCUGUUGCAUAUUACUGCUGACCUUCGUUAACUGCUGGUCAGUGCGCGCGGCGACACGCGUUCAGGACUGGUUCACCUACGCCAAGCUGCUCGCUCUCUUCAUCAUCAUCGCUGCAGGCGUCUAUCAGCUCUGUAGAGGAAAAGUGGAGCAUUUUACAUUUGAAGGGACUACGAGUGACGUCACAUCUAUCGCUCUCUCUUUCUAUUCCGGACUCUUCGCAUACAACGGAUGGAAUUACUUGAACUUCAUCAUCGAGGAGCUUAAGGACCCGGUGAAGAAUCUACCCCGAGCUAUUGCAAUCUCAGUCGCGCUGGUGACCAUUGUUUACACAUUCACGAAUGUCGCCUUCUACACCACACUAUCACCGAAUGAGGUAUUGGGAUCAGCGGCGGUGGCGGUGACGUUCGCCGAACGUUUAUUCGGAUGGUUCGCGCUCUGUAUCCCGUUGUUCGUCGCUGCCUCAACAUUCGGUGCUGUGAACGGUGUGCUUCUCACUUCUUCCAGGUUGUUCUACGCGGGGGCAGCUCAGGGUCAGAUGCCGAGUGCUCUCACCAUGGUGUCAGCUCGGGCGACGCCGGCGCAUGCUGUACUGGCUGUAGCAUUGCUAUCACUACUCUACCUUACAGUCUCCGAUAUAUAUGCACUCAUUAAUUACGUAGGAUUCGCUACUUGGCUAAGUAUCGGUGCAGCAGUGCUGUGUUUGCCCGUACUCAGAUACACAAGACCGGAUCUGGAACGACCCAUUAGAGUCAACCUAUUCUUCCCCGUGAUCUACAUAAUCUGCACUAUCCUGGUGGUGGCGGUGCCCGCGGUGGCAUCUCCCGCGGAGACCGGCGUCGGCUGCCUCAUGAUCCUGACCGCGGUGCCUGUCUACCUGCUGCUGCUCGCGCCAAGGACCAGGAUAAAGGCGCUCGGAUCACUCACCGGUUCCUCUACAAGACUAAUGCAAAAACUGACUUUAUCUGUACGCCCUAAAAUAAAGUGAAAAGAUCUGUAUUUGGAUAAUCAAAGACAUUCGGCCGCGUUAAACUGGAUUACGAGAACAGUAUUUAACAUAAUUUUUAUGUUUAGCCAA
This is a messenger RNA of Papilio machaon (common yellow swallowtail), 1664 nucleotides long. RefSeq names its product large neutral amino acids transporter small subunit 1. The transcript is spliced from 13 exons. Gene Ontology annotation, cellular component: membrane. The coding region runs from base 108 to 1574 and encodes 488 amino acids. The record is from RefSeq and is a predicted model, not a curated record. Gene Ontology annotation, molecular function: L-amino acid transmembrane transporter activity. NCBI's taxonomy places the organism in Eukaryota, Metazoa, Arthropoda, Insecta, Lepidoptera, Papilionidae. Gene Ontology annotation, biological process: amino acid transmembrane transport.